Molecule: messenger RNA, 2951 nt
Organism: Mugil cephalus (flathead mullet)
Lineage: Eukaryota; Metazoa; Chordata; Actinopteri; Mugiliformes; Mugilidae
Product: serine/arginine-rich splicing factor 2-like
Exons: 3
Coding region: 225-908 (227 amino acids)
Molecular function (GO): RNA binding
Source: RefSeq, a predicted model, not a curated record
CAGACGAAGAAGUCUACCGUCCUGGUUUCCGGUAGUAGUAGACGCGCGGGCGAAGUUAUAGUGCAGAAGUCCUUAAUUUAGUUAUUGUGCAUCUUCAGAGUUUAUACGGUCUUGUAAUUCCGUGUGAGAUACGCCUGUAUUUUCCGUGGACUUUUUUUUUGUAAACACGCCAAGUCUUUCAAAUCUAUUUCGUCUGUUUUGAGGAAGGCAGGCUAACCACCACCAUGAGUUACGGAAGGCCUCCGCCAGACGUCGACGGCAUGACUUCCCUCAAAGUGGACAAUUUAACGUACCGAACCUCGCCUGAGACACUCAGGCGCGUUUUCGAGAAGUACGGCCGCGUGGGGGACGUCUACAUCCCCCGGGACCGCUACACGAAGGAGAGUCGCGGGUUCGCGUUUGUUCGGUUCCACGACAAACGGGACGCGGAGGAUGCGAUGGACGACAUGGACGGCGCGCUGCUGGAUGGUCGGGAGUUGCGUGUUCAGAUGGCCCGGUACGGGAGACCCCCUGAUUCUCAUUCUGGCGGGGGACGGAGAGGUGGCCCGACCCGGAGACACGGCGGAUAUGGACGCCGUAGCAGAAGCUCUUCCCGCAGCCCGAGACAGAGGCGACGCAGCCGAUCCCGCAGCAGGAGUCGCUCUCGCUCCCGAAGCCGAUCCCGCUACAGCAGGUCCAGGUCCCGGUCCUACUCCCGGUCCAAGUCCCACUCCCCCAAGACCAAGAAGCCCAAGGCACAGUCCCGCUCCAGAUCUAGAUCCAAGUCCCGGUCCAAGUCCAGGUCCAGAAGCCGCACCCCGUCCUCCAAAAGAGGGUCCAGGUCUAGAUCCAAGAGCCAGCCCAAGACGACGAUGGCGGCGGCGGAAGCGGCGGCGGAAGCAGCAGAAAACGGAGGCGAUUCUUCGUAGAGAUCAGCACAUCAGUAUCAGCUGCUUCGUCCAGUUUGCUAAAGUGGAGUUUGAGCUGAGGCAGAUUGAGCAGGUAGAAGGUGUUUGCUGAGCCGCCUGCAGCUGGUGAGGGUUUCUGUGCGGCGGCGGCGGCGGCAGCAGCAGGGUGGAGGCAGUCAGUGUUGGGGUUUGGUGUCGAGGUACGUCUGCCUGUCCGCCGUCGGACAUAAGUUGUCCUCCGUGGGUCGCGUCCCAAGCCACAGUUUGGGGGACGCGGGCGCUUGAGGGGACCUGAGGUUUGAUCGGCUUCCGCUUCCGUGUCAAUCCCUCCGGCAUGCAAAUGAAUGAACGCAGUGUUUGCGUUAUUCAGACCGUCUACUCGAAAACCCGUAAACAAACCCGUGGUUUCAGAAGGCUCCUAUUUGAUUGCAGCCAAAAGGUAAAAUUAGGAUUUAAAUGGUGAGUCAAAGUAUGUGACGGUUUGAUUUUGAGUAUUAGGAUGCAGUAUAAUAAUUACAUAUGUUAAUAUAUCAACUUUAAAUUAUUGUUCUGGUUUUAUUUAGCAUUUCCAUUUAAGAGUUCUGCAAACACAUGUGGUGAACGGUCCACUUAACCUAACGUGUGUUUGUUUUGAUGCUUUCAGUUGAAGACGACACAGCUCCCAGACUGGAUCCCAAACACGCAACGUUGUCCAGCUGUAAAAGGUUGUUAUUGUGUCUUCCGUGCUUUUGUCAGUUUUACUCAUUUGGCCACAGAAAGGCUGUUUAAUUUCACACACAUUCAUAUGCUGUGAUUUGUAUUUCCUUUUCUUCUUUUUCUUUGUUUUUUUUUUUUUGUUUUUUUUUUUUAUAUAUAUACACCAGUUUUUGAUUUUAGAAGUCUGUGUAUAAUGUCUAUUUGGAUCUGGUUUCAAAAGAAAUGAGCGUGUUCCUCUUCUCCCAGUCGCCUCUUUCCUUUCACUUCCUCUCCCCGCAGCCCGUUUCGUGAGAGCUCGGGUUAGCCUGGCUUUCUCUGGAUCGGAAUAACUUGUCAAAGCUAUUCCGAUCCAGUCACAUGCGACAUGUACUUAAUCAGGAAACUCAAUUAUUGCAGUGCCAGAAAGGAGGGAGAAAAGCAUGAAUAUAGGGCGUGUUGACAAGUGUUGGUAGGCAGCUUCGUGCGUAUUACCGUGGAGACGGAGGUAAGGCCAGAAUUAACCAGCUGACGCUAACCACACCUUUCAUGUCAACACAACUAGGAUAAAUCUGGUUAUUUCAGCCCUCUGUGUUUUACAUGAAUGUGAAUCUUUUCACUCUCAACCUCUGUUGUAGAGAUUCAGGGAAACAUUGAGUCACACAGAACGAAGUAAAUCAGGGCAGAAAGCUCAAACUCUGCAGCUUUAUCAAAACCAUUUUUUUUUUUUUUUUUUUUGUAAUAACAGGAACGUUUGUUUUUCAGUUUUACUAACUGCAUUAGUGAAACAGACUUUCUGUCUGACGGUUAGGCUGCAUAUUUCUCCCCACACACACGGGUUCCUCCACAUUCAUGGAAGAUACACCUGGUUGAAAUAAUCCAGGAUGAUGCUUUCAAAAUAUCCCUCUUUUUCUUUUUUUUUUCUUCUUCUUUAAAAUCUGUAUGUAAAAGAGUGUCAAACACGUUCAAUGAGAAGAAAUGAUUUUACAUAAUUCCUUCUUGUAUCUCAUUAAAAUUCAGAAAUUCAUCAAAGACUCGUAUCUUUAUCUUCUUUAGUUGCUGCAAAUCUGUGUUUUUUUUUUUUCUGAACUCUGUAUUAAAUAUACAUUUUUGAUGCUAAUCCUGCUUGUAUGUUUUGUUUUUUUUUGUACUCGGUGCAGUUGUGCAGCAGUUGAGUUUUGCUGGUUAGCUGUUAUGGUGGCGUGUUGCUCUGCUGAGUGCUUGGAUGUAUCCAGUAUUCUCCAGACAGCUCCUGUGACUACAGUGGUACGGUUGCUACAGUCUCACUCUUGAUACAAUGAAAUGCUUUUUUUUUCUGCCCCCCCUCCUCUGCAGCCCGAUGUGACUUUCAUUAAAGAGUUGCUGUUUUGUCUAUGACAGCCUGUUCUCUCA